Messenger RNA from Paramormyrops kingsleyae, 8499 nucleotides. RefSeq names its product dishevelled associated activator of morphogenesis 2 (gene daam2). The record is from RefSeq and is a predicted model, not a curated record. Lineage: Eukaryota; Metazoa; Chordata; Actinopteri; Osteoglossiformes; Mormyridae. Gene Ontology annotation, biological process: actin cytoskeleton organization; negative regulation of oligodendrocyte differentiation; positive regulation of canonical Wnt signaling pathway. Gene Ontology annotation, molecular function: small GTPase binding; actin binding.
GACCGGCUGUCACUUCUGCGGCCGCCCGCCCCAUCGCCAGUCACUCGCAAGUGCGGGGACUGAAUGAGCACCAAGGCAGGGGACCCACGGCUCGGUCUGCGACCGGGGCAUCGCUUCUCCUGCUUUUGAUUUUUUGCAUGCAGCGGGGUUUUGAAGGCGGCAGGGAAUUAAGUGACAGCGUCCUUUUCAGAUGAAAUGCACCGGGCGGGAUGAAUUAGACCUGACAGACCGGAACCGGGAGGCUAUGUUUGCUCUGCCGGCCGAGAAGAAAUGGCAGAUCUACUGCAGCAAGAAGAAGGAACAAGAGGACCCCAACAAGCUGGCUACCAGCUGGCCCGACUACUACAUCGACCGCAUUAACUCCAUGGCUGCAAUGCAGACGCUGUUUGCCUUUGACGAGGAGGAGAUGGAGAUGAGGAACAAAGUUGUGGAGGACCUAAAGACGGCAUUGCGCACACAGCCAAUGAGGUUUGUGACACGAUUCAUAGAGUUGGACGGCCUCACCUGCCUCCUGAACUUCCUGAAGAGCAUGGACUACGAGACGUCGGAGAGCCGCAUCCACACAUCUGUGAUCGGCUGCAUCAAGGCCUUGAUGAACAACUCACAGGGUCGUGCCCACGUACUGGCACACCCGGAGAGCAUCAACACCAUCUCCCAGAGCCUGCGCCAAGACAACAUCAAGACUAAAGUGGCCGUGCUAGAGAUCCUGGGAGCCGUGUGCCUGGUGCCUGACGGUCAUAAGAAAGUCCUACAGGCUAUGCUCCACUACCAGAAGUAUGCAGCGGAGAGGACCCGCUUUCAGACGCUGCUCAACGAGCUGGAUCGGAGUACCGGACGCUACAGAGACGAGGUCAACCUGAAGACUGCCAUUAUGUCUUUCAUCAAUGCUGUUCUCAAUGCUGGGGCAGGAGAGGACAGUCUAGAGUUUCGCCUCCAUCUCAGGUACGAGUUCCUGAUGCUGGGGAUCCAGCCUGUGAUUGAAAAGCUGAGGGAACAUGAAAACGCCACCUUAGACAGACACUUGGAUUUCUUUGAGAUGGUGCGGAAUGAAGAUGACUUAGAAUUAGCCAAGCGUUUCGACAUGGAACAUGUGGACACGAAGAGUGCUACCCAGAUGUUUGAGGUGAUCAAGAAGAAGCUGACGCACACAGACGCAUAUCCCUACAUGCUCUCCAUCCUCCAGCACUGCCUCAUGAUGCCUUAUAAGCGUGGCGCAAGCAGCCUGCAGCAAUGGCAGCUGCUGGACCGCAUUCUGCAGCAGAUGGUCCUGCAGGACGAGAAGGGCGAGGACCCCGACCUGGCGCCCUUGGACAACUUCAGCGUGAAGAACAUCAUCCGCAUGUUGGUGAACGAGAACGAGGUGAAACAGUGGAGAGAUCAGGCGGAGAAGUUCAGGAAAGAGCACGCCGAGCUCAUGGCCCGUCUGGAACGCAAGGAGAGGGAGUGCGAGACCAAGACACAAGAGAAGGAGGACAUGAUGAAGACACUCAACAAGAUGAAGGACAAGCUGCAAAGGGAGGGCGUGGAGCUGCGUUCGGCACGCGAGCAAGUCGUCAACUUGUCGUCACGAAUCGGUGACAUCACGGGAGGGAGUUCCUUUUUGCCCCCUCUUCCACCACCAGGGGGCCCUCUGGCUCCGCCUCCACCACCCAUGAUGGCCGACUUCCCUCCUCCGCCACCCCCCCUUCCCUUUUCCUGUCCGCCCCCACCCCCGCCACCUCCGCCCCCAGGAGCCCCUCCCCUCUUUGCCCCAACGGCGCCCCCACCUCCGGGGCCGGUGGCAUUCAGCUCAGGGCUGAGUUUGCGCACCAAGAGCAUCCCCCAGCCGUCCCACCCCCUCAAGUCCUUCAACUGGUCCAAACUGGGGGAGAACAAAAUCAACGGUACUAUAUGGCACGACAUCGAUGACCUGCGUGCCUUCAAAAUCCUGGACCUGAAGGAGAUCGAGAAGACGUUCUCAGCCUACCAGAGACAGCAGGAGCUGCUCACUAACCAAUCCUUCAAGCAGAAAGAGACAGGUUCCAUGGACGACCUCUACCUUAGCACACGCAAGGUGAAGGAGCUCUCCGUUAUAGAUGGCCGCCGUGCCCAGAACUGCGUCAUCUUGCUCUCCAAAUUGAAGAUGAGCAAUGAGGAGAUCAAAAGAGCGAUCCUGGAGAUGGAUGAGCGUGAGGAGCUGGCUAAGGAUAUGCUUGAGCAGCUACUGAAGUUUGUUCCAGAGAAGAGCGACACUGAUCUUCUGGAGGAGCACAAACAGGAGCUGGAGCGCAUGGCGCGAGCGGACCGCUUCCUGUUCGAGAUGAGCAGAAUUGACCACUACCAACAGAGACUCCAAUCCCUGUUCUUCAAGAAGAAGUUUGCAGAGCGCCUCGCAGAAGCCAAGCCCAAGGUGGAAGCAAUCCUGUGUGCCUCCCGGGAUGUGAUGAGGAGCAAGCGGUUGACACAGACCCUGGAGGUCGUACUGGCGUUCGGAAACUUCAUGAACAAAGGUCAGCGGGGCAACGCCUAUGGCUUCAAGGUGUCCAGCCUCAACAAGAUCGCCGACACCAAGUCCAGCAUCGACAGAAACAUCACUAUGCUUCACUAUCUGAUCAUGAUCUUUGAGAAACACUACCCAGACAUCCUCCACAUUCAGCAGGACCUUCAAAGUAUACCGGGGGCCGCCAAAGUCAAUCUGGCUGAGCUGGAAAAGGAGGUGUACAGCAUUAAAAGUGGACUGAAAGCUCUGGAGGCGGAGCUGCAGUACCAGCAACGACGUCCCCGGGAUCACGGGGACAAGUUUGUCCCGGUGGUCAGCGACUUCAUCACGGUGGCCAGCUUCAGCUUCUCUGAGCUGGAGGACCAGCUGAAUGAAGCCAAGAAUAAGUUCUCAAAGGCCCUGAAGCACUUUGGAGAAGAUCAGGGCAAAAUGCAGCCUGACGAAUUCUUCGGGAUCUUUGACACCUUCCUGCAGUCGUUCAAUGAGGCCAAGCAAGACCUGGAGAACAUGAAGCGUCGCAAGGAGGAGGAGGAGAGGAGGGCACGUAUGGAGGCUAUGCUGAAGGAGCAGCGGGACCGAGAGAGGAGGUCCAAGAAGAACCUGGGAGGGGGCACCACGUCGGACGAGGUGGGCGAGUUUGAUGAUCUGGUGUCGGCGCUGCGCUCCGGCGAGGUCUUCGACAAGGACCUGUCCAAGCUAAAACGCAACCGCAAGCGCUCUGGCAGCCAGCACGUGGACGGCAGUGGGCGCGAAAGGCCCAUCACCAAGGUCAACUAUUAAGCACCCCGUCACCCUCUGCUGGACGGCGCCAGGCAACCGCACACCUGAACGGAGCUUAAAAAAUAAUAACCUUUCCUGCUCUUAUUUCACCAAACCUCUGACCAGGUAUUUACUCCCCAAAUGCAAGAAGAAAACCAGAGAUGGACUUGCGGAGACCACUGGGUUUGGCUGUGGAUCACGUUACGUCUCUCGUACCUCCCUCAUGUUUAUCUCCCUGCUCUAGGACAGGUCCAGCACUGGGCCGAUUUUACUGCUCUGGCUUCACAGCUUUUGACUCAGGCACCUGGCACUUAAACCAAAGCCCCCAGGAGCUCCCACAGCCCGGCCCACCACUGCCCUGAACACCUGUGCCCGCACACUACAAAGCACAGAGGCUCAAGCCAAACCCAUUCAGAGGCAAAAAGAGCAGCAAACUGUGCCUCUUCUCCACCAGGCCAGGCUGGGAGUAGCGGCGCCAUACCCACCCACCCUCAUCAACGACAAACACAUGCUGCAGGGGGCAGAGCCACACUGUGUCUCUCCCGUAUUCACUGUGGUGCUUGGUCAUUAUAGAUAGUGAAACCUCAGUCCCUUCAUCAGGGAGGUGGAAAGGAAGACUUUGGUCAUACCCAAACCCCCCGCCCCCCCAAUUCCCAAAGGGCAUCAGCUCUUAAUGUGGCGCUUUGGUGCUGUGGCCGUUAGCUGACUGGAAGCUCAGAAGUCUCACCUGUCAUAAGGCAGUCUGGUAAUGAUGCAAACCGAACUGGAGCGUGGGGGGCGUGCCCCCCACCCCUUCUAAGUGCCUCCUUUCCCACAAUGCAUUCCUCCUACCUCCCAGCUGCAGUUCUGGAGGGAGAAUGGCACCUCUGGGGGGAAAACAGGAAAGGAAGGCAAACUUCAAAGACGGGAUGUGACAGAAAGGGAAGACUUCACUUUUCUUUUCCUGAAAAAAGAAAAUAAUUGUAAAAACAAAAAAAAAAAAAAACACAAAAAAAAAGAUUAUGGCAUUAACUAGUGCCAAAGCUAAAAAAAAAAGAUUAAUACAAAGAAAUGCAAAUAGGAAGGCUUUUAUAUAUUUAUAUAUGUAGAAGUGGACAUGCUAACGUUGAACUUUGCUGUUCAUUAUGUUUAAUUUUGGUUUCCUCGCAAGUUUUUCUAAUGUAUCUUUGUUAAGUCGUAUUUUUAGCUAUUAAUGUUUUUGUAACGUCCUGGUCUCACAGUCCUUACAUCCCAGUCUCAUUUGCACUGUAAUUUACUGAAGACCCCCCUCCCCUCUACCUGCUAGAAUACAUCUUUCGUUUUCACUUCCGUCGCCAACCCCUGGUGAUGUUCUAAUGAGCACCCAAGAUACAUGCUGCACAUUUCAACGUGACCAACGCUUGGUCCUCAGCUCCCUCACUUGCCUGAUUACAGCGAUUUCCACCUGCACUGUCUCCAUUCCCCGCAGUUCUCUACGUAAGUAUCGUAAUGUUCACAACAUUUAAAAAGGCCAGCACACUGCCCCAGCAUGGACAACGGACAGAUAUGACACUCAAAGCACCAGAAAACCCAACGACACAAAGGAAGGAAUGAUGGCACAGUGACAAAUCCUGCAAGCGCAACCUGGGAGAAUCCCCAGCAAGCGCAGCCCCACGGCAAACCUCUCGUGUCUGGGAUUUAGAUAUCUGUUGGCUCAGGGUUCGACGUGCAGAGUUCCCGCCCCCAACCCUGCUCCCCCUUCAUUUUUCUUUCCAAAGGUUAUGUGGUGAUGGACCUUUGGCUUGUUUAAGUGUUUGUGUAGGUGGUGGGGUGGAUGGAUGGAUCAGCCCCGGUCUGGCAAAGACCAGCCUGACGGGAGGCUCGGCCCCGGAAGCCGAACUCGCCGCACUCGGGUGACAAGGACUCACGGGGUCAUUUUGUGGAACUACUGAGCUGGGGAGAAACACCACACACGCAGAAACACACGCACACAUGCAGAAACACACGCACACAUGCAUACACGCAGAAACACACACGCGCUCACUCCACACAUUCAUAUCUUUGCAGGGACCGUCCAUUCAUCCUACGGGGAGAAACCCUAAUCCCAACAAUGGCAACCCUAACCAUAAGUAACCAAACCAAAUAGAAAACUUUUGGCAUUUUUAGUUAUUUGAUUGCAGUUACAGAUUUUUAUAAAAUUCCGGUUAUCCUUGUGGAGACUAACCCACAAGGUAAGAAGCUACAAGUUUUUUUAAUCACAUCGUGGGGAAAUCUGGCCCCCGCAAUAUAAUAACUACAAAAACGCACACACACACACAUACUCACACAUACACACACAGGAAACAUGCAAGAAAGAAGAGGGGAAAAUAUAUGGAAAACCAAACUCAGAACAAGAUAGAGAAACAGGAGGCAGCUGCCUUCCAAAGGCAGAGAUCUGGAUCCUCAGGUCCUGAGGGGCUCGGAACCCCAGGCAGGUCCCUCUGCCAUCUUAGGCCGUGACGCUCGCCGCCUCGGAAGUGCAAAACGAGUCAAACUGCGAGCUUAUCGGAAACAGCAGAUACUGCUUUUACAAAACACAUCUAUGGAAAGAAAAAAAAUAGACAACUUAUACAGUAAAACAAAGAGAGUAGAUAUUUCUCAUAUAGACAUGAAAUAUAGUCAUCCAGGGAUGCAUCAUGGACAGCCAUCUUUAAAGACCAUCCUGACAGGUUAAGAGUCAGUCAGCUGUACAUCUCCAUUUUUUUCCCACUAAAACCAGCUGGCCCACUAUGAGAGUGGAUAGAUUACCGUUACAUUCUCAUCUGGCUCUCAGGCCUGGAGAUAUUGCAUUUAUUAUAAUAACAAAUGACAAAUAACUCCUCAACAGUACGAAAAGGUCCGGUCAGAGAAUACAUUAAAAAACACUUACGCUGCUUAAGUGGCGUCGAAUUUCCUGGGGCGGAUGCUGAACAGGAAGGCCCCGGGGGCUCCCUUAUCGCGUCGCUCCGUGUGCGUUUAGCCACAGCUGCAUGGCCGUCGAGUCCGGGGGCUGCAGUCUCGCAGGAGAUUAAGAGGAUUUGGACCAGGCCUGACUAGCUGGAGGCGUGACAGACCGUGACCUGUUUGUUCCGUCUCCCUGACAUCCUGCAUGGGCCACCUCCACCUGAGCAGACCUAAACCAGGAAUGGAAAUGGGACUCCGGUCCAGAACCCCCCCCACAGGUGUUGGCUGCAUCAGCACAGGAUGUUGCGUCAGACCCGCUCCACAGCACGCUCACAGUGCGUCUUACCCGCUCCGCUGGGCGCUCACAGUGCGUCAUCCCCACUCCACACCGCGUUCACAGUGCGUCAUAACCACUCCACACCACGUUCCCAGUGCGUCAUACCCACUCCACACCGCGUUCCCAGUGCGUCAUACCCACUCCACACCACGUUCACAGUGCGUCGUACCGGCUCCACACCGCGUUCACAGUGCGUAAUGCCACACUUGCAGAGAUAAACACUCCGUGUAACUGUGUGCUGGAUUCUCAGUGUGCUAGGAUAGGGUUUUAUGACCUAAAUGGGGUCGGUUUGCCAGUCACAGCACCAUAACACCACAAAUGUAAGGCAAGGAGCAGCACAUGGAGCAAACGCACCCAGCACACUGUUCCGGCAUCAGUCUGUCUCUAUCCAGCUUCGCCGCAUUUCAAACUCAAGUAAUUAUUUCCUUAUUUGGUCACUUGUUUAUUUCUUCAGUGAGUGUGAAAAUGUCAGUGGCAGUAAAGCAAAAGGAAAAAACACACAUACAGAAAAAUCUCUAAUAUGAAUCAAUGGACCUCCACUGUAGCUGAGCGUUAGACGAAAUUAGGUCACUGUGCGUGGGGUGGGGGGGGGGGGGUCUGCUUCCAUCACUCCAGGGUCUCGCGGUCAUUCCCCUAGAGCAUAUUCAGGCCAGGUCACAGGCCCCCUAACCCCCCAGGCCCCAAAAGCCUCUUUCCUGUAUUUUUUUGUGUUUUCCCUCAAGUGCCUCUUCUUUGUUCCGGUACCCUGGCUGUUGUGGAUGCUGUCAGGCUCUCUCCAGCAAAUCAGUUUCGAAAAAGAAAGUUCUGGUUAAAUAGGGUGCAACUUAGCCUGAGCCCACAGUGUCGGCUCCUCUACACCCUCCAAAAAUCCCAGGUAUGACUGUCUGAGGGUAGACACACAAAAUCAGUGCCAAAGCCUGUUGGAAAUCCAACCCGCAGCUCCAUGUGGCUAAAAAGGCUACUGCAUAAUUCGUCACAUGCAAGUUUAAUGUGUAAAUGUACACCCACAGAUUAAGCCCUUGUCCACACACACGGGUACCUUUGAAAAUGGUGUUUUCCUCCUCCGUUAUAAAAAAAAAAUCCCAUUCACAUAAGCAGUUUUAAAAAAAUCUCCGUCUACAUGAAAACGUUAAAAACACGCUGUCAAAAGCAAACACUUGUGAAUAGUGAUGAGGGCACACUCUGAUGUCAGAGUGAAAAAUGGGGCAAACUCAGACGUUUUCUGAAAAUCGAGUUCUCUGUUUUCAGAGACCUGAAAUGCCGUUUGUGUGUGUAUGAAAGGCUAAAACGCAUAAAAAGCUAGGUGUUAAAAAAUAUCCGUGUGCCUGUGGACAAGGCAUUUACUAAAGAGCAAAACUCCUGAAAGAGUGGCCCCCUUAACACACACGGGGUAACAGUUUUCCCCUUCAUUUGCACUUAGAAGGGCCCUGAUUUAACAGUAUUGUGGUAUUUAUUUAAAUAGCGGAAACCUGGAAUAUCUGCACAUUUUGUUUCAAAGUAAAGAACAGUUGGGGUUCCAAAAUCAUCGGUAUUAUCUCGUCACCUUCAGCGCAGAGUCGCUCCGGGCAAUAGCUGUCUCGGAUUAUCCCGGAAGUCAAGUGUCCAGGGUCAUGGCGUAUUGUAACACUUCACACGCCGCUGCGUUUGUUCGAAUCCAUUUGCAACGAAAGAAAUAAAUAACUUAUUACUCACCCAGUUUCACACAGGCGUCCGGCAGGUGUUAUUCGCCAAAUGGCCAGCAGGUGGCACGGUUUCAGUGCGAUUCGCGCAGUGACACGUACACACGUUUCGAGCGAGGCUUAAGCGAGGUUGCACCCAAUUUAAACUAGUUGUAUACACAUUCUUAUUUGUAAGAGUGGAAUAAACUCUUAUGAAAGCUGUACAGCCAUUUAACGUUUUGUACACCGUUUUAGUUGUUGACAAAAGGUAAAAACGAAAGUUAAGGAAUGUUCAAUUUACCUGUAAAUUGUACCUCUAUUUAUUUGCCUUAUUUAGUUUGUCGUAUUUUAUAUGCAUACACAAUAAAAAUGUUCUAUAAAAUGAU